This is a messenger RNA of Sabethes cyaneus, 6475 nucleotides long. Its product is annotated as serine/threonine-protein phosphatase 2B catalytic subunit 3-like. Gene Ontology annotation, molecular function: calmodulin binding; calmodulin-dependent protein phosphatase activity. The transcript is spliced from 4 exons. NCBI's taxonomy places the organism in Eukaryota, Metazoa, Arthropoda, Insecta, Diptera, Culicidae. Gene Ontology annotation, biological process: calcineurin-mediated signaling. The record is from RefSeq and is a predicted model, not a curated record. Bases 1387 to 2922 code for a protein of 511 amino acids. Gene Ontology annotation, cellular component: cytoplasm; calcineurin complex.
GAAAAUUUUGACAGCUGCUCUAUUUUUUAUUUAUACGGGAAAACAGUGGCCGAAAGUUUUCGUGGAUAAAUCUCGUAUUAACCUAUCGGAACAACACCCAGAAAUCCUCCCACUACGAUUUCCCGUUGGUGUAGGAAUUUAGGUGUUUUCUUUGAUACAACCAGAGUGCACGAGUGGCUAAAGCGAAUCAUUAGUGUUUAGUGUUUGAAGUGUAAAAAAAAGAGUUCAAGAAAUAGGAAAAGUCCAGCAAUUCGAUCUUGAAUCCAGAUACAGGAGGAAGAAAAGCGUAGUGCAAUAUAUAGGAAAGAAGAAAACCCUGCAAGAGGAAAAUUCGACACUCAGAUAACAUCAUCCUUUUAAGCGACAAGUUUGUCCUAGUGUGCGUGUGUACUGGUCAGUCGCAGCAGCAGCAGCAGCAGAGAACGAAGAGCAAAAGUUGGGAAAAUUCAGCACCACUACAAGCAGCAGCUAGAUAGAGAAAAGCGUAAACGGGAGGAGAGUUGCCAAUUGGAGCCUGUCCGAAAGGCGAAAGGACGACGAAAAACGCCAUAGAUAGUGUGUGGAAGAGGUCCCCGGUGAGAGAGCGAGCGCACGGUGCCAGCCAGAAAAGGAAUCCAUCCGAGAGGAUUAUCGAUAACGUAGGACACUCACACAGGCAACCGUUUCGGCAGGGAACAGAUUAGCCUGUGCCUGGUUUCGAGACUGCUCCAUGAACUGCUGCAGUUCGAUUCACCGUAGCUUGCCAAGGUGGAAACUCGGCAUCCAGGACUAAACCAGCAUCGGUUCAGAUCAGCCACAAACAGCGCCAUCUCGAGGAAAAAUGUCCUGGUGCUAGUGAAGUUACAAAUUGAUUUGGACGUAGACUAACCAGCAGCAGAUAACUGAAACAAAGACACGAACCCAGAAUUGAUGGAAAGCUGAACGACGUUCGGUGCAAAGUUCGAUUGAUCGUAGAGUUCUUGUCGGAACCGUCGGAUACAGCAGCUGGAGCUGCUCCCCCCGGGCUGCGGCACGCAUAAGCAACUGGAACUAUCGACUGGAUCGAUCGGCGGAAAAAAUAACUUAGAUAACAGAAGCAAAGAAGGAUAAAAAAACUUAGAUAAACCAUUAAACAAGUCUAGGUAGUAGGUUAAAACAAGAAGAAGAACGGUGAUCAUAAACAAAAGAAGAAGAAAAAAAAACAAAAAACAAAAGGAAGACAACCUUAGUCUAUCGUAGUAACUUAAAGAAAAGGCGAGCAGAGAGAUACUUAAACAUUAUUUAAUCAUCACACGCAUAUUUUAGCAUUAUCUACAACACGUAAAAGUCUAUAAAUAUCAAACCGAAGUAGCAAAGUAAAUUAAAGAAAACAAACCACACACCCACACCCACACACAGCUAGCAAAAAUGUCUUCGCAAACAGCAAGUCAACAAUCAACCAAUGCAACACCACAGUCGGGUGCGGCGGGGUCAACCGGAGCGGGCAGCUGCGGCAACGAUCGCAUCAUCGACAGCGUCCUGUUUCCACCGAAGCACAAGGUGACGAUGACCGAGGUGUUCGAUGCACACACCGGCAAGCCCCGCCCGGACGUGCUGAAGCAGCACUUCAUCCUGGAGGGGCGAAUCGAGGAGAACGCGGCCAUGCGAAUCAUCCAGGAGGGUGCGGCAAUCCUGAAGGCGGAAAGUACGAUGAUCGACAUCGAAGCGCCGGUUACGGUUUGCGGCGACAUCCACGGACAGUUCUACGAUCUGAUGAAACUGUUUGAGAUUGGCGGUUCGCCGGCUUCGACCAAGUAUCUCUUUCUGGGUGACUACGUAGAUCGUGGCUACUUCAGUAUAGAGUGCGUCCUGUAUCUGUGGGCACUGAAGCUGUGCUAUCCGACCACACUGUUCUUACUGCGAGGCAAUCACGAGUGUCGACAUCUAACGGAAUAUUUUACCUUUAAGCAGGAAUGUAAGAUUAAGUACUCGGAACGGGUGUACGAUGCAUGUAUGGAAGCGUUCGACUGCUUGCCGCUGGCAGCACUCAUGAAUCAGCAAUUCCUCUGUGUUCACGGUGGCCUCUCGCCGGAGAUCCAAGAGUUGGACGACAUUCGAAAGUUGGACCGAUUCAAAGAGCCGCCAGCCUUUGGACCGAUGUGCGACCUGCUCUGGUCCGAUCCGCUAGAAGACUUUGGCAACGAGAAGAAUUCGGACUUUUACUCGCACAAUACGGUGCGCGGUUGUUCGUACUUCUACAGCUACAAGGCCUGCUGUGAUUUCCUGCAGAACAACAAACUCCUAUCGAUCAUCCGGGCCCACGAAGCGCAGGACGCUGGUUACCGCAUGUACCGGAAGAGUUCGACCACCGGUUUCCCCUCGCUAAUCACAAUCUUUUCCGCUCCCAACUACCUGGAUGUCUACAACAACAAAGCGGCCGUGUUAAAGUACGAAAACAACGUGAUGAACAUCCGGCAAUUCAACUGUUCACCGCACCCGUACUGGCUUCCAAACUUCAUGGACGUAUUCACCUGGUCGUUGCCGUUCGUCGGUGAGAAGGUCACCGAAAUGCUGGUCAACGUACUUAACAUCUGCUCGGACGACGAGCUGAUCUGCGAGGGCGACGACACACUGGAGGAGGCGAACGCCCGCAAGGAGGUCAUCCGGAACAAGAUCCGCGCCAUCGGCAAGAUGGCCCGCGUCUUCUCCGUGCUGAGGGAGGAAUCGGAAUCGGUGCUACAGCUGAAGGGACUCACACCGACCGGCGCCCUACCGCUCGGUGCCCUGUCCGGUGGUAAGCAAUCGUUACAUAAUGCUCUGCAGGGCUUCUCACCUAACCACAAGAUUACGUCGUUCGCCGAGGCCAAGGGACUGGAUGCGAUCAACGAGCGGAUGCCGCCGAGGCGGGACACGACCCCGACGCCGAGCGAAGAGAAGUCCAUAUCGCUGGCGGCACCGAAAUAAUCAGCUUCCGGAGCGUCGUUGCACUCACCACCGCAGCAGGAGCAGAGGCAGUAGCCGCAGAAAAGGGGGAUGCACGGUUAGAUGACGACGAGACAACAGCAACAGCAGACGAGUCGGGAAGUAACAUCCAGAAACGGGAAGAAGCAAAAUAAAAACACACACACACAUAUACAUAUAAAAGAAUAAUAUAAUUGAAGCUACUAAAAAAAACCUAUUAUAAUAAAUUAUGGAAGAAAAAUUAAAAAUAACUUAAGUAAAGCCACUAAUAUCUUAUAUUUGAAGAAGAAAAGAAAAAAAAAAACAAAAUAUCUUGAGAGAACAUCGCGAACGCAGGUGAACGAAAAACAACUUGAUGAAAUAAAAUAAACAAAAAAAAAACAAACAAAAGAAAGAAGCAAAAAGUGUAAUAUGAGUAAGAAGAAUCUUCUAAUAGUUCACAAAUACACUCACACAAUACAAAUUGUUGCACUCACAUCCAUUAGAGGAUCAAAAGAGCCGGGGUUGAUGGAGAAGAAGAAAAAAACUACAUUUUUUGAACCGGCAAGCGGAAAAAUUUUGCCUGCAAACAACCGAACCGUUUUCGUUUUGUUUUCGUUUUGUCGUUUUGUCUUUGAGUUGUGCAUUUCCUUCCUGCAUUCUAUAAGCGAAACAUUUGGAAUUUAAAAAAAAAACAUAGGUAUAAAACAGCGAUUGAUUAGAACAACCAGUUUAAUAUGAAUCACGGAAGUCGAACGGAACUAUUUUAGCGAGUGAAGAAGGUUCAGAAGCAGCGGAUGAAAGAAGACGAAACAGAAAACAGAAAAAAACAUUUGAAUUAUUGUUGAUGUUUUUUAGCUAAACAAAAUGUAACACGAUUUAUGGUUGCUAUGGUUCGCCAUAACAACACAAACAAAACAGUCCUUUUUGAAUUGACACUUUUGAUCUCUCGAAAUGCUCUACCACGCCACGCGCCACCCACCCACAGCAGCUGUGGCAGUAGGCCGUGGUCGUGCGUACUUCUUUUACGCGCUUCGCACUUUGACAGUUGUGCUCUUUGCUCUCGCCCCCGCGCAAAUGCCGAGUGCAUUUUUGCUCUAAUUUCGCGUGCAAACUUUACCCACGGAAACUCGCUCGCUCGCUCGGUCGCUCGGUGCCAUUUUUCCUAUUUUCCUGAAUUCCGAAAAUUCCGGUUUGUCAUCGAACGAACAACGCACAUCACAAGGUGAAAAUCUUGUGUGAAGUGAGGAAAAAUUAACAAUAACAACAAUAAAUUCUGAUGGAGAGAAAAAAUAUUUAAUGAUUAAUAACCAUAAACACAAAAUUGUCAGGUUUCUCUAUUACCGCUUGAACACUUUUCUACUAGAAAGUAUCGCCAAACAAACAAAAAAAACGCUGUUGAUGAAUCCUUUCAUUCCAUCACAACCGCGCAGAAUACAAGUAACGUUACUCUCACACUCUCACAAGCAGCAAAAUUUAAACCCUUUUCAAGUCACGUUCAAACUAUCAUUAAACAAAACAUUAAAAGAGCGAAAACCUAACCUCUAAACCUUAGGGCAAUAGUUAGCAGAAUGAUUUGAAUCAAAUGAGCUAGGAAAAUGUGAAACAAAAAAAAACAACUAAAACCAGAUGUGCAUGUGUUUAAUUGAAACGAACACAACAACAAUGAAAAAAACUCUCCCACACACAUACACACAGUAGAAGUGGAAAUUUAAACAACACAAAAAAGAUCGACUCUAACUCUUUCGGUUCCUCGCCGCUUCUGUUGUUCGUUUCACGUGUUUUAAUUCCGAAAUCGUGCGCGAAAUAGAACGUCCCCUUUUACUGUAAGAAAGAAUAUUUCAUACACACCUAUACUAACACACAUACAUUGACACUCACUCAAACACUCACUCACACACACACACACUAUCCGAACCGCGAACAACAAAACGUCGAAGCAAGAGAUGAAGAAAACAAAAAAACAAGCUUAACACUAAUUAGUAUGGAAUCAAGUCUAAGAAAUAAUCUAUUUAAAUGAGCUGACACAAUGGAGAAACAAAAAAAAAACAAGCGAAACAGCUGAAGCAAGCAAGGUAAAAUCUAACAGUUAAGUCGUAAGUGUAUAAUUGAUUAAUUGAUAAGUAAAAUAAUUUAACAGAAUUAAAACAAAACAAAAAAAAACCAGAAGAAGAAGAAGCGCGAAAUAAAAAGGAAACGAGAGAGCGAAACAAAAACUCGAACGUGUCGAAUGAAAGAAGGCGAGAAUUAAGUUUAGAAAACAGAAAAACAAAAAAAAGCGGAAGGUAAUUAUUGUCAUAUUAUUGAAUCUAGUUGCGAUCGAUUGACAAAAACUGUGUAGGAAGUGAAGAAAACAAAGCAAAAAACAGAAAAAUAAGAAUCUUAUAUAGAGAAGCAUUGAAUUUAACAAAAACAGAAAACCAUGCAUCUGCAAAGCAAAAAAAAAUAUGUCUAUAACAAACAAACAAACAAACAAACAAAAGAACAAGCAAGUAGCGACAGAGAACUUCACACACACACACGUACGUGAGAAUAUUUUCAUUAUUUUAAACGAUUCUCUAAACUCUAAAUUGAAAUAGUUAAAAUAGAGUGAAAGUGAAAGGAAAGAAGUAAAACAACACAGUAGUAGUUCAUUAAGAAAUGGUGAAAAAAAACAACAGAACAAAAACUUCCCCCCUUCCGUGUUUAAACAAUAUUUGCGUGCGCUUUUCUCAAACGGAAACAACCUAUAACUAGCAGGCAAGCUUGCAGUUAAGAAGAGAGUUUACAACAACAAACGUACUUUUUACUUAAAUCCUGGUUGGAAUUUUUAAUGGCUAAGUUUUAUCAUUAGUGUAAUACUUUUUAUUCAACCUGUUGUUAUGUUAGUAAAGAAAGAAAAGAAAAAAACAAACAAACAAACCGAAAUAUUUAUGUUUACUGCUAGUUCUUUCAUCAUCGUAAUCGAAAAAUGUGUAACCUAAACAAAAGCAAAAUACAUUGUUAUAGUGUGUAGAAAAGAAAAAAAAAUCACAAACCGAGAAAACAGAAAAAGUUUCAUCGCUAACAACACUCACACACAGAGAGAAACACCCACACCCACACAAUGUCCGCUAAUCUGGCGCUAGCUAAUAAAACUAUGAAUUUUGUACUUUCUACUACCUUCUACCGAGACAAAAACAAACAUAAAACUAACAUAAAACCAAAAAAGCAUAAUAAGAAGAGACGAAAAAGCUAAGCAAAAAAACAACCAUUACAACUCUGUCAUCAAAACUUCUAUUCUAAGAAUCAUAAUAAAAGUUAAAAUUUGUUCUUCUAUUCUAAAAAAAAAACAAAGCAAGCGUGCUAUCGCUUUUGUUUCAUUUAUUUUUACGAUUCCUUUCUUAGCGCAAAAAAAACAACAAACUUUCACACAAACACCUACACUCAGGUUGUUCCCCCCCCUCGGUCCUUCCACCCACACCCCCUCUUUCGUUUUGGUUUCUGCGUUUCGUUCGCUUUCGUUCGUUUCCUUUCCAAUCAGGGUUGGGACGACCCCCCGUGCGUUGUUGCCUUCGAACACUUAUGCGUCGUUUUUGCUUUGGUUUUGGUUUCGGUU